AAAGUUUUUUAACAUGAAAUAGUAGUGUCCUAAAUUUAUUGCUCUUGCUCUCGUUGCCCCUUGGACCUCUCGUGGGGAUACUUAUUAAUUAUCGUGACACCCAAAUCGUAGGACUGAUAGAAAAAAGAGAGGAUAGUUUAUUCUUUGCUGAGCUGUGACUAUUCUUACAUACGACGACAAUUUAAUCAAUUUUCAUAUCUCAACACUAAACAUCAUCUCCUCCCAAAUUUAUUUUCCAACAACUGUGGUCUCCUCAGUGAGCUUUCUCUUCUCAACAAACAAUGGCUUCUUCUUCUUUAAUCAACUCAUUGACUUUUACUUCUCGCACCCCCACUCUUAACUACUUGACUCGCCGCACCCCUACCACAUCACUCCGAUUCGCCACUUUCUCCACCAGGAGGAUCUCUUCACCUUCUCCCGUUUUAUGUAACGCUGUCUCUGUCCAAUCUCAAACCGCUAUCGACGGUCUCAAUAUUGCCGACGAUGUUACGCAGCUUAUAGGAAAAACGCCAAUGGUUUAUCUCAAUAGUAUUGCUAAGGGUUCCGUUGCUAAUAUCGCUGCAAAGCUUGAGAUUAUGGAACCAUGUUGUAGUGUCAAAGACAGGAUAGGUUAUAGUAUGAUACUUGAUGCUGAGAAGAAAGGAGCCAUAACACCUGGAGAGAGUGUUUUGGUGGAACCUACUAGUGGAAACACUGGAAUUGGUCUUGCCUUUAUAGCAGCUUCUAAAGGAUAUAAACUCAUUUUGACGAUGCCUGCUUCCAUGAGUUUGGAAAGACGAGUUCUAUUGAAAGCAUUUGGAGCUGAGCUUGUUUUGACUGAAGCUGCAAAGGGUAUGAAUGGAGCAGUUCAAAAAGCCGAAGAAAUUGUAAAAAGUACACCUAAUGCAUACAUGCUUCAACAAUUUGAUAAUCCUUCGAAUCCUAAGAUACAUUAUGAGACAACUGGACCAGAGAUAUGGGAAGAUACAAGAGGCAAAAUAGAUAUUUUAGUUGCAGGAAUUGGAACUGGUGGAACCAUUUCCGGAACCGGUAAAUUCCUAAAAGAACAAAAUUCAAAAGUACAGAUUAUUGGUGUAGAGCCACUCGAAAGCAACAUACUUUCAGGUGGAAAGCCAGGACCUCACAAAAUUCAGGGUAUCGGGGCUGGUUUUGUGCCCAGAAAUUUGGAUGAAGAUAUCCUUGAUGAAGUUAUAGCGAUAUCGAGUGAUGAAGCUAUUGAAACUACAAAGCAAAUAGCACUCCAGGAAGGCUUGCUGGUGGGAAUUUCUUCAGGUGCUGCUGCAGCAGCUGCAUUGCAGGUUGCGAAGAGACCUGAAAACGAGGGAAAGCUUAUUGGGGUUGUAUUCCCAAGCUUUGGUGAAAGAUAUUUGUCCACUGUUCUUUUCCAGAAAAUCCGAGAAGAAUGCGAGAACAUGCAGCCGGAGCCAUGAAACAAUUUUACUCCUUUCAUAUUUUAGACACAUUUUCCAUCAUCAUCCACAUGUUGUAAGGCACGACAAUGUCACAUGUCUAUGUUACACAUUUCUCAUUUUUGACAUUUAUUAGAAACUUCUAAACUGGUCGUUGAUUCGACACAAGUCACAGAUCAAUGACCCUUGAACAAUAGAAAUUAGUCUUAUGUGUGACCAAUGACAAAUUCUUCUUAAUGUUUGUAGUUCAAAAAUAAUGGAUGAAACAAAGUUUAUCUAUUGAUUUUUCUGUGCA
This is a messenger RNA of Trifolium pratense (red clover), 1704 nucleotides long. Its product is annotated as cysteine synthase-like. The coding region runs from base 282 to 1430 and encodes 382 amino acids. Gene Ontology annotation, cellular component: cytoplasm. Gene Ontology annotation, molecular function: cysteine synthase activity. Gene Ontology annotation, biological process: pollen tube growth; double fertilization forming a zygote and endosperm. The record is from RefSeq and is a predicted model, not a curated record. NCBI's taxonomy places the organism in Eukaryota, Viridiplantae, Streptophyta, Magnoliopsida, Fabales, Fabaceae. The transcript has 10 exons.